UCACGUGGGUUACCGCCCUGUUCUGCCAAUCAUCUGAUCACUGUGGUGCCGGUCGUCAGCCGUGUGGUGCCAAGUGCGGAGCGAAGAUGAACGUUAAAGUUCACGUCGAGUACUGUGCUGCCUGAGGGUACGAAGCCCGCUAUCAGGAUCUCGCCAACAACAUCUUGAAGACGUUUCCUGAUGCGGAUGUUUCUGGAGAUGUUGGGAGAAAAGGCAGCUUUGAGAUUGAAAUCAAUGGGCGGCUAGUCUUCUCCAAACUGGAAACUAAAGGGUUUCCUUACGAAAAUGAUAUCAUCAAUGCAAUCCAGAAAGCUAGUGAAGGAGCAGAAGUGCAAAAGGUUGAUAACAGCCGUCCUCCUUGUGUCAUUCUGUAGCCCAGCCUAAAUUGUGCCUUCUCUUCAUUGGUUGCUAAUCUGUUCUACUUUCAGCUCUUUAAUCUACCUUUUCAGGUGUUUUAGGUGAUGUCAUGGAAUCUGUAAAUGUUCUGGAUCUAUUUUCAUCGUAGUAUGUGGGGCAGCUCAGCGACUUGCCUUUGCAAAAUCUGUACAUCCCAUGUCUGUUUUUGUUUUGUUUAUGCUGAGAUUUUCUCCAAAGCAAUUGCUAGCUCAUUGAAGUUGUUGACAUGCUGCAUACUUGGAAUCUGGUUCUAUGAAUGACUAUUUUAACUGAAAAACAUGGUUAAAAUAUGAAAGAAAAAAGAACUCUUUUUCUUAUGGGACGGCAAGUCAAUAAUUUCAGUGUGAAGUUUUCAUUUAAACAAACAACAAUUAUGUGUUUUGAAUUCACCUGUGAGCCAUGAACUAAUUUGAUUAAAAUAUUCAUACUCUCUAAA
Pristis pectinata (smalltooth sawfish) is the source of this 832-nucleotide messenger RNA. RefSeq names its product selenoprotein W, 2a (gene mien1). The transcript has 4 exons. The record is from RefSeq and is a predicted model, not a curated record. Gene Ontology annotation, biological process: negative regulation of apoptotic process; positive regulation of filopodium assembly. Lineage: Eukaryota; Metazoa; Chordata; Chondrichthyes; Rhinopristiformes; Pristidae.